This is a messenger RNA of Neopelma chrysocephalum (saffron-crested tyrant-manakin), 5228 nucleotides long. RefSeq names its product solute carrier family 34 member 2 (gene SLC34A2). Gene Ontology annotation, biological process: intracellular phosphate ion homeostasis; sodium-dependent phosphate transport. Gene Ontology annotation, molecular function: sodium:phosphate symporter activity. NCBI's taxonomy places the organism in Eukaryota, Metazoa, Chordata, Aves, Passeriformes, Pipridae. The record is from RefSeq and is a predicted model, not a curated record. Bases 259 to 2289 code for a protein of 676 amino acids. The transcript is spliced from 15 exons. Gene Ontology annotation, cellular component: vesicle; brush border; apical plasma membrane.
CUCACAUUUCUGGGGCAUGGACCACCUCUCUAGGAAGUCUGAUCCAGGGUUUGACCGCACUCUUGGGCAGAAGUCAUUUGGGCAGAAGACAAAUAAGCACAGCUACGGAAUCUGAGCAGCCGGUCUGUAGGCAAUGUGUGGAGGCCAGCAGGCUGCACAACGCAGGUGCAGAAGGAGUGUACAGGUUGGAAAGGUUUCAGUGGCUGCCCAGUUGAUCCGUUCACUCUGUUGUCUGGGAAUAAAGACGUGUCACAGAUCAUGGCUCCCUGGCCUGAGGUAGAAAAGCCUGAAACCAAUAACUAUAUUGGGGACUCUUCCAAACAAAACCAGAACAUGGCUGGGAAAGAAGGAGAAAACCACAAAGCAGGCAAUGUGGCUUCACUUGGAAAUAAAGGGGAAAUUCAACCUGCAUUUUCCACAAUAGCCUUGAUAGAUGAGACAAGGCCGGAGGAAGAGGACCCAUGGGCUCUGCCGGAACUGCAGGACACUGGGGUCAAGUGGUCAGAAUUGGAUAGAAAAGGAAAAAUCAUUCGUGUACUCUACGGGAUAGGGAAGUUCAUUAUGCUACUUGGAUUACUCUACAUGUUUGUGUGUUCUCUGGAUGUUCUGAGCUCUGCUUUCCAACUGGUAGGAGGUAAAGCAGCAGGGGACAUAUUUAAAGAUGAUUCAGUGCUGUCUAAUCCUGUCGCGGGAUUGGUGAUUGGAGUUCUGGUGACUGUUAUGGUCCAGAGCUCCAGUACUUCCUCAUCCAUCAUAGUCAGCAUGGUGUCCUCCACAUUGCUAACUGUUCGAUCAGCUAUUCCAAUCAUUAUGGGAGCAAACAUUGGCACCUCAGUUACAAACACAAUUGUGGCACUCAUGCAAGCUGGGGACAGGAAUGAAUUUAGAAGGGCCUUUGCUGGGGCAACAAUCCAUGAUUUCUUUAACUGGCUUGCUGUGUUUGCACUGUUGCCCAUUGAAGUUAUUUCUGGCUAUCUUUACCAUCUCACCAAUGUUAUAGUUGAGUCCUUUCAUCUUGAAAGUGGUGAAGAUGCCCCUGAGCUACUAAAAGUUAUCACAGACCCCUUUACAAAGCUCAUCAUUGAGCUUGAUAAAUCAGUAAUAAAUGCAAUUGCUACUAAUGAUGAAUCAGCAAAAAACAAAAGCCUGGUCAAAGUCUGGUGUGUAACUGAAACCAAUGUGACACUGCAGAAUGUCACAGUUCCAUUUCCAGAAAACUGCACAUCUCCUGACUUUUGCUGGACUGACAGAAACAUGACAUGGACUCUCAAGAAUGUAACAGAAACAAACUAUAUCACUAAAUGCCAACAUCUCUUUGUAAACUCAGACCUGCCUGAUCUUGCCAUCGGUCUUAUCCUUCUGGCUUUGUCCCUGCUUGUUCUGUGCUCCUGUUUGAUAAUGAUCGUUAAGCUAUUAAACUCUGUGCUUAAAGGACAAGUGGCGAGUGUUAUCAAGAAGACAAUCAACACUGAUUUCCCAUUUCCUUUUACUUGGUUAGCUGGAUACCUGGCUAUGCUUGCAGGGGCUGGUAUGACCUUCGUUGUCCAAAGUAGUUCUGUUUUCACAUCUGCUAUUACACCCCUUGUUGGCAUUGGCGUUAUAAGCAUUGAGCGCUCUUAUCCCCUUACCUUAGGAGCUAACAUUGGCACAACCACGACAGCUAUACUUGCGGCUUUAGCAAGUCCAGGGAGCACAUUAAAAUAUUCACUACAGAUUGCCCUGUGCCACUUUUUCUUCAACGUCUCUGGGAUUAUUCUGUUUUACCCAAUACCUUAUACCCGGCUGCCAAUACGCAUGGCCAAGACCUUGGGAAAUACAACAGCCCAGUACAGAUGGUUUGCUAUAUUUUAUCUUCUAGUCUGCUUCUUUCUUUUGCCUUUGUUUGUAUUUGGUCUGUCACUGGCAGGGUGGCCAGUCCUUUUGGGUGUUUGCCUUCCCCUAUUCGCUCUUUUUAUUGCUGUGGUUGUAAUUAAUGUUAUGCAGAAAAGGCGACCACAUUCGCUGCCUGAAAAGCUCCAAAACUGGGAUUUCCUACCCAUCUGGAUGCACUCCCUAGAGCCCUGGGACAACAUAAUUAUGGCUUCAAUCGCCUUUUGUGGGAAACACUGCUGUGGCUUCUGCAAGUGUUGCAAAGUCAAUGCUGAACAGGAAGGUGCCAAAGACAAGCAACUAAAAACUACAGAGGUUUAUGAAAACACCAUAGCAAUGGCUGAUGAAGAAAGAGGUGGAAGAAGAGCACCAGCUGCAGCUUCUGUUGACAAAACAGUCACAAACAACACAGCCUUAUAGUAGUGGAUCAACCCAUAUUAGCAGAAAUACAGCAUAGGACAGUCAGGCUCUUCAAAAAUACCUUGGACUGUGCACUGAGGACAGAGUGAACAUUUUGUUAGGUUUCUGAAACCAGUGAUACAUCACUCAUCAAGGAAUGGAGUCAAACAAGCUUGACAGAGUCCCUAGAAAAUCUGUGCUCGGUUGCAAAGCUAAUGACAGAUUUGCUCACAGAGGAUCUACUAUGAGGUACCUUCCUCCAGUGCUAUCAGUAGCAAACAAAAGAAAUCCUGCUGUAGUCCCAUGAAGAGAGAGAUGAAAGGAGUGGUAAUCAAUUCAAACUUAAAAAACAAACAAACAAUGCACUUGUAGAACAGCCUAUCUAAUCUACCGACUUAUUCAGCAGAAGUUAUUUUAUAAUACCUAAAAAGCUCUGGAAAUUAAAAAAAAAAAAGGAAAAAAAGAUAAAAAGGGGAAUCCUAAUGUUUUCAUUGGUCUAUUUGCAGUGGUCAAAAUGGAAAACAGUUUUCCUAGAGUGGACAAAAUCUAUUCUAUAUGCCUGAAGGAAAAUGAAAUGCUGGGAUAUCCUUCAGAAGCUCUUGGAAUCCUGCUCUGGCGUAAGGGUGUACAUAAGCCCAUUUGAAGCCCUCUAUGUCUCCUUUAACACUGGGAACAGAAGUGAUAAUCUUUUGUUAUCUCAAGCUAAAGGUCAUGAAAGUAAUUGCUGCUCCCUCUGUACUGUGUUUAGAGGCAUCGAGUGGCUACCAAAGGUCUUGAUUGACUCAGGAUGUGGUUGUGUUGCCAUUCCUCCCUCUAGAUGGUCCUCUUCAAUCCUGUUCACCAUGUAAUUCCACAACCAGAGGAAUGGUGCAGAAGGAAGGACAAGUGACCAGUGUAGGGGAGGAGACAGCUGCCCCAGUCUGGGCUGAUGACAGAUCUGUGUUCAGCUGUGGCCUGAGCCACAAAAUGAGUUUUCAGAGUAGUGGUGAAGACUGGCUUUAGAGCUACAAAAGAGGGAACCUGUACAGCAGAUUAUGGCUAGCACGGGACAUAUGGUAAUGUUUACUGGAGAGAAAGGGGUGUUCACCAUCCCUUUGUGCUCUGAACCACCCUCCUUGGAAAUAAUGUGAAUUUUACUGGCAGUUGUAUGUAGCAAUACAAAUCCCACAUAAAAUCCAUAACUAAUCUAGUCACUAUCAUGUGUAGCAAAUCCAUAGGUAGAGUAAUACUUGGUGGGAAGCUGCUUAUGCUCAAAUUUUACCAUUACUGAUGUUUUAGUAAUGCUUGGGAGGUUGUUCUGAAUCAUGGGCUGACAAGGCAUAAUUUCAAUGUCAGGAAAAGAGCAUUUCAAAGAUGCACUGAGUACUUCUACUGGCCUUCAAUUGCUCAGAUAUUAGUGAGUAUGGGGUAAUACCUGAAGUCCAAUCAGUAAUGUUAGAACAAAUAGGUGAUUCAGUGUAGGCCAAGAGUCAUUUAGAGCCAGUUUAAGUGGCUGAGUUUUAAUUUAAAUCUGUAAUGGAAACACUGAGAAGACCCUUAGUGUGAUGUAGCCACUCAGUGCUGCUAGAAUACAUUUAUUUCAGAAUGGCUGUUUUCUGCAGAGCUUGGAAUUCAGUAGGUUUAAUUUGGCUAUUAGGUAAAUACAUACAUUUUAGAAGUGAAAAUUGUUUUCAUUUACUUUUUUAAACUGACAUUCAAACUGGCAAACUAUGUUGCUGAAAAUGUGUUUGCAAACUGCAUCCACAUUGAGAUUCCAACUGUUUCUGUAAUUGUGAACCAGUGACAAAACGCUUAGAAUCUGAGUGAAUUUUAAAAAUAUAUACUUUUGGUAUAGUUCUGCUCUUUUGGAGUGUAGUAGCAAACAGCAGAGCUAUGUCAAACUAUUCUUUCAAAAGUUAUUUUCCUUGUUCUUCAUGGAGUUGAAAAGAAUUUUGUCAACAUCUUAUUUUUAAAGUUGAAUUUUGAUAUUUUCAAUAAUUCUUCUUCAUUUUAUUCUCACAAUUCUGGAUGCUUUUAGAGUCUGUUUCUUUAAAUCCCUGUGUGCAUUUCCUAUGCCUUGUUUCUUUGGGAAAAACAUGAGAAAAAUACUCAGAAUUCUUUCCAAGUUAUCUCAAGUUUCCAUUGACCACCCAUUGAAAGAGGAAACAUUUUAGUCUACUUUUACUCAUUUCUUAAACACCAUGCACCUUAUUUUGCAUCUUGAAGCAUAGCCAUCAAGAACAGUGAUAAUAACUGUGAGAAAGUGAUUCUUACAAAAGAAUCGGGAUAAUAAUUGUCAGACAUAUCAGUACUUUAUGGUUCCUCAUUGUAACGUUUCCCCUAUGAUCUCUUCUUGCUCCAAGCCAUGUUGUUCCAUUGUGUUAAGCAGAUUCCAACAAAUAUUUCUGUUUUUCACUUGACAGCACAAUAUGUCUUGGUAUAUUUCCCCCCUUACUCUUACUAAAAGAUAUUUACACUUUAUUUAUAAUUGUUGGAGUGUACAGAAUUUUUCAUAAGUUAUAGAGAAAAAGGCUCAUGAUUGUGUUAUAUAUUACGUAUUUGAAAACUAUGCAAUGUUUAUCUAUAAAAAUGUAAAAAGGAACUACUGUAUAUUUUGUAAUAUAACUUUUCAAAUCGUUUGUAACUGUGUAUACUGCAUAUUAUGGAGGCUGUUGGCUCCAUCAGCAGGUUACUUAAAGAUUGUUAGCAAUGCAGAGACAGAUUUCUUAAAGUAAAGGUGUAAAAAAACUACAUACUUUCAUAAUAUGGCUUAACACACAAGGAUAUUGAACUCUACUUUUCUAAAAGAUGUGAAUUUUCUGUAAUGAGAAAUUUUGGAAAUACAAUGUUUCUAAAAUACUUUUUUAAACUCUUAAACACUAUCUUUUAUUUGUUUUGAGGACAGGAUAUGACUUUAUACUUUGUCAUGAAUAUUCAUCUUGUCUGUCCUCAUUGAAUGUAAAAAUAAAGAGAAGUUUUAA